UCAACUACAUCACUGGACCAUCGUGACGAUUUACCUCCAGUCUUCGUGAACGCGUCGCUCAGAACAGCGUCGAUCACCCCGGGAGAACGUGCUUAGAAAUCGGUUCGCGACACGACUAAGAGGUCGAGCCUCCACCUCCGUACGCGCAGAGACUCGACGCCCGUAAGUUGGUGUCCGUAGAGUGGGAAAAUAGUGCUUCCAGAGGAAGAAAAAGAGAAAGAAGCAGAAGAAGAGCCACGGAGCCGUGGCCAACCGACGCAAACCGGUUCCAUCAAUCGAAUCUCGCGAGAUACCGACUCGAUGAUUUAAGCGACCUGAUCGACCUUUCGCAACAUUGUCAACAAGCAAGAAAAUCAAUGUUUAUCAACAAGACUGUAGCUGAUAUUGUCACAUUCAACUUCAUAAAAAGGAAGAUUGCAAAAGCCCCCAGCUCGAUAUAAUCGACUUGAUAAAUAUUGGUAAUAAAUACUACACACGGAAUCCAUGCGUCAAGUUAACCCGGGUGUAGUUGGGACGUCCGUCCUAUGGAACUUCAGUAACCAUCAGUACUUGAGGAGUUCGAGUGAAUUGUCGGUUGAUUAACCAAAGUGGCUCCAGCCGUCCAAUCGAGAAAUCGAGUUCGACUGUUAUCUGCAGUCUACAGCAGUUAGAAAAUGCGUCUGUUCAUUGUGUUAGUCAUAAUUUUCAGCGCGAACAACGCUUCCGUUUUGAGCGCUUGGCCGAAAAUGCAAAACUUCAUCAAGUUCUCGUCGAGGCAGAAUAAAAUCGAUAAGGACCCGUUGACCGAGCUGAGGGUGGAGUAUGUGAAGGAGCAGAUACUGAAGAAGCUAAGGCUGUCGAAGCCGCCCGCGGUCUCGAUGCCGCUGUCGACCUUGCCGAAGCCUCUGAUAAACGGCAAUGUGCUCGAACUUCGACCUGGAGCACCGCUCGUGCCGGAUAAACCGGCGGAGAGCUUCUACGGAAAAACUGACCAGAUCGUCGUGUUCCCGCAUGAAGGUAUAGCUGAUGCUAUGAAAGGCUGUCAAAGCUCGAAUCAUCUGGGAGAGUUCAAUGCGGCCUGUUUCACGUUUUACCUGCCGAACGAGAUGCAUUUCGUCGACGUGACCUCGGCGCAGCUCUGGUUCUACAAGGAGUACGAUGAAAACGACUAUCUCAACCAGACCUUCGUGCUAUCCGAGCUCGAUCACUGGGACCAGGGUGGCAGCUUCGAAAAGAACACCGUCAUGGCAAUCUUCGAGACCGAUAUUGAAGAGGGCUGGGUGGAAACGAGUGUAGAUUUCAUGGUGAAGAAAUGGGUAAAUCGGCAUCGAUUGAACCACACAAUUCAAAUAACCUGCAACACUUGCUCGGAUAAUCGCAACACUGCUCCGGUAUCCGUCAAGAUGACUCUAAAGCCCUUCCUCGUGAUCCACACGGCGCCAUUGCCGCAGCGGAACAGGCCUAAGAGGAACUCGAACUGUCAGCCCGAAAUGAAGGAGUGCUGCAGAGACGAGCUUUACAUUAAUUUCGUGGAUAUCGGCUGGAGCGAUUGGAUACUACACCCGAGCGGAUAUCACGCGUACUUCUGCCGGGGAUCCUGCUCCACGGCAGCAUCCUUGACCGUAAGCGCCUCGAGUCACAGCAACGUUAUUAUGCAGUGGUUGAACAAGAAGGGCAACGAGGUGCAGCAUCAGAAGAGCGAGAUAAUACCGUGUUGCUCGCCGACGCAGCUAUCCACGAUCCAGCUACUCUACAUCGACACGAACAACACGAUCACGCAGAAAACAUUGCCGAACAUGGUGGUGGAGGCGUGCGGUUGCAUGUGAUGCUAUCACGAGGACAAAGAGGAUGGACCACUGAGCCUCGAUGCGAGUAUACAAAACUCUACCGAGCCAACACCCCUUUAUCCCGUCCCGACUUUUGCCCCCUUCCCCCUCCACUAGCUUAAUCACCGUGAGUUUAAACUUGCCGAGACCAUCCGUCCGUCUCGCGCGAGCACGAAAAAAUCGGUUGUGUGGAUGAACUGGUGUGAUGAGUCGCGUCAAGAUCGCACAGCAGCGAUCAGAGAUAGGAACGCUUGUGACUGACCACUGUCGCAUUACGCAAGCACAUGCACUCUAUGGAAAAUUAAGGCGUAAAUUAAGGCGAGCCGUGCUCGUUACGUCCGCCCCCGGGCUGAACGUAAGAAAUUUUAGCGUAGCACCGACACCCCCGCGUGCCUUCCCCGCAUGUUCACCGAGCCGACAGCGAGAGAUCUUUCGGGCAAUUUCGACAAUGAACAACGGCAAUGAACUUUACCACGUGCGCACAUUUCUUCACGUCUAUAUACCGCUACAAACGUACACACACAUUAUCUAUCCGUCCCUCUAUUUCUAAUCCAAAAUCACCGCAUUUCUAAUUCCCGUUUAACAAAUCGGACGACCAUUCAAUCUUAUUACUACUCGAGUGGGUCGAUUGUAAUAACAAGUGUUAAGCUAGAAAUACAUGAUGCGCGAUUUCGUGCCUUCCGACAUGCAUACUGACCGGCGGUUCAAUGCAACGCACAAGUCUUCCAAUCCACAAUAGGUGCGCUCGAGGAGCUCGCUAUUAGCGCUAUUCAGCGCUACCGUAUCAUUCUAUCCUUGUUGUUUAUCUAAGGAGCGAUAAAGAUAGAAGAACGCGGUAGCGUUGGUAGCGUGCUCCCCGAACGCGCCCAAUAGCGAUUCCUGCAGUGAACUGAAUUGCUGUGCACGUAAAGGCCAAAUCACACUAACGAUUGGCGAUAGAUGAUUGACGAUUGAAGACUGGAACUUGACCAAUUGGAACAAAGCAAGCCAAAGCUGAAGCUUGUUGUUAGUUCUCGAACGCAUGGACUGCACUACCUCGGA
Odontomachus brunneus is the source of this 2846-nucleotide messenger RNA. It is a transcript of the gene daw, whose product is annotated as bone morphogenetic protein 2-A. The coding region runs from base 654 to 1805 and encodes 383 amino acids. The transcript has 5 exons. NCBI's taxonomy places the organism in Eukaryota, Metazoa, Arthropoda, Insecta, Hymenoptera, Formicidae. Gene Ontology annotation, biological process: SMAD protein signal transduction; BMP signaling pathway. Gene Ontology annotation, cellular component: extracellular region. Gene Ontology annotation, molecular function: cytokine activity; growth factor activity. The record is from RefSeq and is a predicted model, not a curated record.